GAGAAGGCGGUUUAACGUUUACUGCAGCUCUUCGGAAGAACUAUGCCAGAGCCAUCGAAAUCUGCUCCGGCCCCUAAAAAGGGUUCUAAGAAGACCAUCACUAAGGCGCAGAAGAAAGACGGAAAGAAACGCAAGCGUAGUCGUAAAGAGAGCUAUUCCAUUUACGUAUACAAAGUUUUGAAGCAGGUCCACCCAGACACCGGCAUCUCAUCAAAAGCCAUGGGUAUCAUGAACUCGUUCGUCAACGACAUCUUCGAGCGCAUCGCGGGUGAGGCGUCGCGCUUGGCGCAUUACAACAAGCGCUCCACGAUCACAUCUAGGGAGAUCCAGACGGCUGUGCGCCUACUGCUCCCUGGGGAGUUGGCCAAGCAUGCUGUUUCGGAGGGCACCAAGGCCGUUACCAAGUACACCAGCUCCAAGUGUUUUUUCCGGUGGUGUUGAUAGUUGAAGCAAUUUUGGAGCCAGAGCCCCAAGCGACUUGGAAGGUUUAUCGGCUUUAAAAGACAUGAAUUACUGUGUCGCAUUACUCAAAAAACUCACCUUUUCCCCAGGGAUUAAAUUUCCAGAUGCUUAUUAA
Messenger RNA from Eubalaena glacialis (North Atlantic right whale), 577 nucleotides. RefSeq names its product histone H2B type 1-B-like. The record is from RefSeq and is a predicted model, not a curated record. Gene Ontology annotation, molecular function: DNA binding; protein heterodimerization activity; structural constituent of chromatin. Gene Ontology annotation, cellular component: nucleosome. Bases 43 to 441 code for a protein of 132 amino acids. The transcript is spliced from 2 exons. Lineage: Eukaryota; Metazoa; Chordata; Mammalia; Artiodactyla; Balaenidae.